AAAGCACCACAGGCUGAUUGCUGUCACCCAAACAUGCCUACAUAGAUAGAUGAUAGCAUAUCAACAACAAGGGUGACAACUUGCUGGCAUGCUACCCCACCCACGAAGGACCUAUAAAAGACGGACAGCACUGUUAGGCAGACUCAGACGUAUGUUUGUGUCUGUCUCUGCCUCUGCACAGGUUCUGACCAGUUCUUGGCUCUUGAUUCGUGUUUUCAUAAGUCACCAACAAGGAUAAAAAACUUCACCAGGAGUCACCUUGCACCUCACCGAAGACACCAUGAAAGCUGUUGCAGCCUUGUUGCUCCUGCUGAGUUGCUUAUCUUACUGUCAUGGGUGGACCUGCACAGCCCCCCCACAGCAGCCUUCUGCUGCACAGAUUGAUGCUGGACAAGGACAAGUGGUGAUGACAGACAGCUCGUCAAACGCGUAUUUCUUGAGUGGAUCAGGUUGGUCCAAACUGGGCACUGUUCCUCUCAUUCAUGUCACAGCCGGACCUGCAGGAAUCUGGGGAGUCGACUCGUCAAAUAACAUCUACAAGUUUGUAAGAGGAGACUUUGUUUCUGUUGAUGGUUUAUUACAGCAGGUGGAUGCUGGAGGUAAUGAACAGGUAGUGGGAGUGAACAGUGCAGACAAAAUUUUCUGCCUGAAAAGUAGCAUCACCUUGGCCUAUCCACAACCUGGUCCAGUGGCCUGGACACCGUUUGACGGGUUGUUGACGUAUUUCAGCUGUGGACCAAACAGAUGCUGGGGAGUGAACUCCGCUGAUAACAUCUAUGUCUCUAACGUGAAUCCAUCUACCUGUAGUAAGACUAGAUGGACACAGGUGCCAGGAGCUGCAAAAAUGGCUGAAGUUGGAACUGAUGGGAGUGUCUUUGUGGUCAAUUCAAAUGGUGACGUCUUCCAAAGAACUGGCAUCACCAGCAGUCUUCCACAAGGAAGAGAUUGGGUUCAGAUACCGUUUUGUCUGCCCGUCAAACACGUCAGCUAUGACCUGGGACACCUGUGGGUUGUGUUUGAGAUUGGUUUGAUCCUGGAUUGUCAGCAGUAACAUGUUAGCUGUCCUCACUAAAGUCUUUUCUUCAGUAGUGGCCUUUAUAUGAGAAUAUAACCCAUUAUCUUCUUGGUGUUUUUAUAGCUUGACCUCUACCUUUUCUUUUAUUCUAACAGUGGUAAGAAUUAUGGUGGUGAAAUAAAUCGUUGCUUUAAACAAUUAAACAAACAUCCCUGUUGGAAUGUGACCUAAAAAUCCUGUUGGUUUCAUGAAAACUAACAAUAACAUGGUUAUUGCUGCCAUGCUGUGAACACUUAAAAUGCAAACAAAGCAUUUAAUUACAUGAAGUACCAAAACCAAUGACCUUUCUAGCAGGAUCUAUUUAAGCCCCGUUCACAUGGCUGGAUAAUCAUGCCAAUUCUUGAUACAAUCCUCCCCUUCCAAUAGUCUCAAGGAUGAGCAAGAUUACAACAAUGGUUCUAAAGACUUUCUCAUCAGAUAAUCGUGCCAUUUGUGGUUUCUUAAGAGUGCAUGGUCUGUUUGUAAGGACAUAGGGGCUGCUCCAUUCAUAAAUUUGGGCUUGUUGAAUUGUCUUCAUCUGAUUCCUGCGAACAAACAAGGAUGCUACCUGUUUAAUUAGAAACAUGCCGGUCAUGCACAAGAGGAGCAUGCUUAUUUCACCAUGCUCUCUGGUUGGCUGUGUCAUGUUCUGUGGCCCUUUGGUCUCCAGCCCCCUCUCAACAAACAUUAGUCCGACUCCGGCGUGGUGUCCACGUCCAAAAAUGGUUGCGGUAGGACGGCCUGAAUUUGUAAAAAAAAAAAAAAAAAAACGAACAUGUCUUAAAAAUCCAUUCAGAUACAUUUGUACAUGCCUACAGUUAUAUGUAUAAUUGCUAUUUUGGCAGUUAGUUACGUAACUUACGUGUAGUUCAACAUAGCAUCCCAGCAAUAUUGGUCCGACGGCAACGUCGUGUUCACAGCCAAAAAUGGUCGUGGUAGGACGGUCCAUAUUAGAAAAAAAAUGUAACAUAACAUUUCCAAAAAUCCCCUCAGAUUUGUAGUUACAUGUAUAAUUGUUACGCUGACAAUAACUUAUUUAUAGUUCAACACAUGGCAUGUCAUGAAUCAGUUGUAAGUGAAAAUCCUCUUUUUGUCACUUCAUAAAUGUCAAUGGGAUAGCUCAACCGGUUAGUCAUCUGACUUACAGUCUAGACGACUCAGGGUUGUGUCCAGGCUGUUAUAGGUCAAUUGGUAAAGCAAGGUUGGCUACAGGAAAUAUUCUAAUUAUUAUAAUUAUUAUUAAAUGUAAAAACAACAUUUUAUUUUACAGUGCAGAUGAGAUGUACACUGACGGUCAUUAAACGUCCAAAUGAGACGUGCCGAAAAACGUGUAAUUCACGUCCAGAAAAGACGUCGAUUCAACUUUCAUUUUGGAACUAUUUGUCAACCAUGAUGGAACGUGUCGGCCCGACGUCUUUUCAACGUUGAUUAAAUGUCCUAAUAUUUGCUGGGCUCCAGGUUUCCCUCAUGUGCCCCUAGUCACUUCACUUGUUUUUAGUUUUCUAUAUGUCUUUUCUGACCCUCAAACUCCUCUUUGAGGAAAGAUUAGGAUUUAGGAGAAUAUAAAAAGUAUUUUCAGUAUUUAAAAUCCUUUCAUGUCUUGAGAUUUGAUAAACAGCUGAGUUUUUAUUGUCUUUCAUUUUCUUUUUGAUGGUGUAUCCUUUUGAUUGUUUAAAAAUUAAUAAAAGUGAAACCAAAAAAUAUA
Messenger RNA from Nothobranchius furzeri (turquoise killifish), 2759 nucleotides. RefSeq names its product fish-egg lectin. Lineage: Eukaryota; Metazoa; Chordata; Actinopteri; Cyprinodontiformes; Nothobranchiidae. The record is from RefSeq and is a predicted model, not a curated record.